AAAUGUUGAAGUAACAAAACGCGCCUCGGCUGCAUUCACCGUGGCCACUGCCAGUUCAGUUUUGUUAGAUUCGCGCUCGCGGUUGGUACACGGAAAAUAUGUGAAAGGUGCCUUAGACGGUUCUUAGAUCGCGGAUCAUCGUGUUGUUGUUUUUUUCCUUGCCGAUUUUCUUUGGCUUUGGUGCGGCGAGUGGUGAAGUGACUGUUCGCCAUUUCUGGAUAUGGAUUAAGAAAACAGAACUUUCCCUUGAAGAUGCUUCAAUAUUCCUACGAACAACUGGCAAUAAUCAUCUCGAUACCAAUAAUCACAAUCUUCCUAGUAUGGACCACAGCGGUGUUUUUCAAGAACUGUCGAAAAUGGGCCCCUUACGAUAUCCCUAUCGUUUCUCUCUUCGUACUGAGCAUCAUCAGGAACCUUACGAUAUUCUCGUAUGUCCUUGUGCUAACCUUGAACAAACACAUCUUCAACAUGGAGUACUGCAGUAUCUUGGUGUGGAUCUUCAACUCAACCCAUACCUUCCAAGCAAGUAACUUGUGUACUUUAGCUGUGAUAGGCCUCCUUUCAACAAAGCUGAAGAGGAAGCAUCAAACAUUAAAGCAUUAUUUGAACUCUUCACACGUGCUCUAUCAUUUGUUUUGUUUGGUGACACUUUGUGCGUGCGUUGGUGUGGCAGCAUUGUUGGCGAGGAAAAACUUGGGUGACGAUUUCGAAAACAUCACCACGUUCACCAUAAACCCAUGCAAAUUGAUGCCUUUUGAUUUGGAUCUAAAGUACAACGUGUUCAUCAUAGUCCUUCAUCUGUUCCUAACCUUCAUUUCGUUCAUAUGUUUCGUCUGCAUCUGUUGCAAUUUGUGGUCGAUGAAAACCAGGAAUUUUGAUUACAUCAAGAAGUCCAACUCGGACAUAAGCGAUUCCAGUUUUAGCAAUAAUAACACGAUAGGAAAUGAUAAGAGUUAUUAUGACACCUACUCCGUACAUCGCAGUAACCAUUGCCAUCAAAAUUUUUAUGUUAGCGGCAAUCAGAAUCGAUUGGGAUGUUGCCAAGAGAGGGAGCCUGGAUGGAACAGCGAUAUCUCGAAUCUAUCGACGACUGUCAGUUCAACGAAUUCUCGAAAACCCUGUAUAUCGAAAAGGUUGAACGAUGGGAAGCCGUACCGGAUGGGACUGGAAACCAUCAUUCCAAUUUUGAUCGUUUGCUACUUGGUUUAUCAUAUACCGAUAUUGAUUCUCUGUUUGUGUCCCCAACUGAUCUACCCAUGGCCAGUUGCAGGAGUGGUACUUUGGUUAGGACUCCUUCAAGAUAUUCUUCUUCCCAUUGGACUUGGUUUGGUCGAUUCGCGAUUCAGCAAUUGGGUAUCAGAUGCCUACAAAUGUUCUGGGAGCCACCUAGAUGAGAAACUUCCACAUGUUGGGUUAGAUGGAAAGUUUCGACCAUUUGGGAGUCAGCCUCAAAGCCUCGAAAUCGUCCAAAUUGCCCAAGAGAGGAACAUCAAGGUACUCCAAACAGUAGAACAUCGAUUCCCAAUAACAAAUGGCUCUCUUUAUACGAGCAUUGAUGGAAGAUUACCCGUUAUACAUAAUUAUCGCAGGAACAAAGAUCAAAGAGGUAUCAAACUAGACACAUCUUCCAACCCAUCACUUCACACAUCCCACUUGAAGAGGCCAGAUAUGCCACUCUUCAACUGUCCUAACUGUGAGACUGACCAAUGCCCGAGCCAUUCAAACCUUCACCAUCUAAGUCCCAACUAUAUAAAUCAGAAGCUUAAUGCCCUCCACCAGAACAAUAUGGUAUUCCAACCUCUCCCCCUGAGGAACACCAUUAGCCACGAGAGUCUGGGUAUCAAUAACAUCGAGGAAAAUCCAGUAUACGUCAGUUCUGGUUUGAACAACUCAAUAUUGAAGAACUCUAGAAACUUGGUUAGACUGAAUAGAAUGAAAUUGAGUAAGAGUGAAGACAGUUUGAGUGAAAUAAAGAUGAGUGCUAGUGGUUUGAGUAAUAGUAGUAAACCUUUGUUAACGAUAGUUGAUGACAAACUUAAGAUCAAACAAAGUAACGAACAAAUAUUGGACUACUCAAGUUCAGACGAAGAAUACGACGAUAAUGUUGUACAAACCAAUUUCGAUACUUUGAGCUCUAGAAGUAGUUGUUCUAUUACCACUGAAGCUAAUGAAGACUUUCAUUUCUAUCAAAGCUCUCAGAUCAAUCCAAGCAACGAAAAGAAAAUGAUAGAAAAUAUCAAUAACCAUUUGGAAAAGUUCAACAAUGAUUUGCUUCUAGCCAAAUACUCAAGAUGUGACACAAGCUUGGAAAGCUUUGCCCCGAAAAAUACCAAUUCCUCCUUUUUGAAGAGGGUACACUCAAAACGAUCUCUAGAAAACUUCCAAGCAUUUUUGGAGGAUCGACAAUAUUGUGAACAUGAAGUGAAACGUUCUAACUCUCGUAUGAGUUUGGAAGAUCGAAAUGAAAAGAAUAAGAAUAAGAAGUUAUUGAGGUCAGGUUCCAAAUUGUCAGAUUGUACCCAUACCAUAGGAAAGAAAAUCAAAUCAGUCGAGUAUUUGCCUAACACGAAUGCAAGUACUUGGGUGAUUGAAAAUUGUAAAUAUGUACAUCGACAGAAUUUCGAGAAUAAUGACAGACAACCUUUUCAUUAUGCUGGAAGUGUACCUGAUUUGAAGAAGGUCUUCAUUUCGGAGUAUAUUUAGCGUUCGUACAUAAUGAGAAUCAGAAGCUAUUUCCAGAAUCAAUCUAUCGCCAGGAUAUUUCUCAGAUCUCUAUCAACUACCAAAUUGAAGAUUCUUGUUCGAAAGAUAAUUCUGAUUUAGAACCAUAUCUUUUAAGUUUUUGUAUAUAAGUGAAUGAAUAUAAUUCACCUAUUUUUAAGAGUUAAGUUAUAACUUCGAAAUUGAAAGUUACAACCAGUAUUAUUCAAUAUUUUGUAAAUAUAUCAGAACUUAUUGAAGAACUUGUACAUUUUUGAAUAAACCUUUCAUACUUUUAAA
Harmonia axyridis is the source of this 3000-nucleotide messenger RNA. RefSeq lists its product as uncharacterized. The record is from RefSeq and is a predicted model, not a curated record. The transcript is spliced from 6 exons. NCBI's taxonomy places the organism in Eukaryota, Metazoa, Arthropoda, Insecta, Coleoptera, Coccinellidae. Bases 253 to 2703 code for a protein of 816 amino acids.